AUGUUACCUUCUCUGAAAGAACUACCACAACCCCCGCAAGCGCUGAAGACCGCUGGUGCCGUUGUUGCUGGUGGGUUGGCCUCUGUCAUCGCCUUGAGGCUCGGCUACCACGUAUGGACCCGCUGGCUCUUCUAUGACCGUCCCGCCACUGCCUUGGUCGACGGUUUCUAUGCCCGCCACAAAGAUUGCAUAAGAUUCGUCGAGAUCAGACCAGGUCGCCGCAUUGCUGUGUAUGAAAACCUGCCUGUCUCGACCGGUCGCCCGGCGCUCAUCUUCAUCCAUGGAAGCUGUGCACGCAUGCAACAGUUCGAGGCGCAAAUAGACCACUUCACCGCUCAAGGGCAUCGGGUGGUAGCUCUAGAUCUCUACGGUUGCGGAGCCAGCGAGAAGCCCGAUGACCCUAAGGCCUACCACACUGCUCAGAUCAAGAGCGACGUGGUUGCCUUCCUCGAGAAGUUCGCCACUCCCGGAAGUGUCAUCAUCGGUCAUUCCUAUGGGGCAGCGAUUGUCCUCGGUCUAUCCAUGGAUCGUUACCUGGUGAACACUCUCAAGUUAUCUGGCUUCGUCUGUAUCGCUUCGCCGAAUGCCAAAACGCUCAGCUCUCGCGGGGCCCCCCAUCUUCGAAACAAGUUCGACAAGCCUAGGUGGUGGCUUUGGUUCAUCCGUCCAUAUGUUGGUCGCCAAUUUCGAGCAGCUCUUCUUGGACCUUCUGCAAGCCCUGACUUAUAUCGUCAAGAGAAGGAGGCCAGUGCCAGGAAUCCAGUGUACAUGUACAAGGCUUUCUACACUCAAUGGGGAACGGACAUACUAAUUCCCUCAAACCAUCAAGGAAGCCAGAUCAAGGGCCUCUUCAUCGUUGGCGAACUCGAUAAGGCCACCCCAGUGGAGUACACACGAGCCUCGCUUGAAGAGGCCUCCAAGGGGGGAGUUCGUCACAAUCUCGAGGUUAUUGAAAGAGCUGGUCAUCAGGUUAUGCAGGAAUUCCCGGCCACGGUGAAUUCAAGUAUCACAUCCUUUUUGAAAACAAUCGGAUUCGCAGCAGGUGUUUGA
Perkinsus marinus ATCC 50983 is the source of this 1050-nucleotide messenger RNA. RefSeq names its product epoxide hydrolase, putative. The coding region runs from base 1 to 1050 and encodes 349 amino acids. The record is from RefSeq and is a predicted model, not a curated record. The transcript has 3 exons. Gene Ontology annotation, molecular function: catalytic activity. Lineage: Eukaryota; Perkinsozoa; Perkinsida; Perkinsidae.